AUCUGUUACUUUCAAAUACUUCUAUCUGGUUCAGAUAUUAUAACUUGAAGUUGUAUUUGGAAUAAUCCUGUUACACAUCUAUAUUCAACGCCCCUAUUGACGAAAUGGAACAGUCCGUUCUUUUGGCAAAUAUUUUGAAGGUUUAAUGACGAAGAGGAAUAGAGACGAACGUUGAAGGAGGUUGUGAUGCGAAUGUUAACAAAACUUACGGAGGAUGCAAACGAACCUUGACGAAGGAAGACGAUAAAAAAAUUGGUAACCCUGUGAAGACAGUGCUUUUACAUCUACUCAUCUCCUCACCCAGGGUAUAUACUGUGGGUCCGGUGACUCUAGACACCAGUUGUCCGCUGCACGGUUCGCUCAAGGUUUAUCAGGUACACUCAAGUUGUUUAUGACUGUUUGGAUUUGAGCGCCAUAUUUGUCGUGAGAUCAUCGAGGUGAACAUUUGUUGACUGCACUGUGGAGCUAGUGUGACGAUCUGUAUUCCUCGAAUUCAUCCCCUGCCCCCGGGACACGCGCAUGGAGUUACAUGGCACAGAUUGAGUCUCCCUGGGUACCCCCCUCAUACCCAACGGUCAAGCAAGAACCACAAGAACAUUCUCCUGUAGAAAGCACCGAGGCUCGUCACCCCUCCGGCAUCUCUCCCCCGACCCCCCACAGCCCGGCUCAAGGAACCCUCGGUGUCCGGGGUAUGCAGCCUGGCCUCACCCUCGGCAGUUACCAAGGAUCCGGCGGGCCCCUUCUCCCUAGUGAAGACGUAGAAGUAUUCUUCAACUACCUCGACCGUCCCGCUCCGGGCACCACCAGUGUCACAUCUCACGACCCCAACAUUGUCAGUCGCCAACAAGCAGCCAUGUUCCAGAACUCCAUGCACUCUAUGGCCAUGCCCACGUCGGCGCCGCCUUACCCCCAUGAAAACCCACCCAACUCCUACCUCCAGUCCAGCACCAGCCCCGUGUAUGUCCCUACCACCCGGGCAGUCCUACCACCCAUGGGGUACAGUAACGGGACGGGUCAGGUAGCCACCUCCCCCAGCUCCCCCGCUAUGUGGGGUAUGCAAGCUGACAGUAUGGCAUACAGCACUGCCAAUACACAUCCCCAAGUGUCGCCGAGAUUUGCCUUCAGUCCUUCAGCCAAUUCACCCAUCUACCCCACGGGGAGGACAGACAGUAGCUUCGGCACCCCACUUUCCCGACCCAGCGGCCUUAAUCCCUACCCCACCUACAUGAGCCCCGAGUUGUCUCCGUGGAAUACGUUCAACAACAUGGCACUGCAACAGGGAUUUAGACGAGUUGGACCCGGUGAGUUCUACGGUGAAUUCCCAUUUGCAGAUGGCCAGGACUAUUUUGCUGACCUGGAGGGCCGAGAAUGUGUCAACUGUGGAGCGAUCUCAACACCCCUCUGGCGACGGGAUGGAACAGGCCAUUACCUGUGCAAUGCAUGCGGACUGUACCAUAAGAUGAACGGCAUCAACCGCCCUCUGAUUAAACCCCAGCGCCGUCUGUCGGCAUCUCGACGAGUGGGCCUCUCCUGCGCCAACUGUCACACCACUACAACGACUCUCUGGAGGCGGAACAACGAGGGCGAGCCCGUCUGUAACGCCUGUGGGCUUUAUUAUAAACUCCAUGGGGUUAACAGACCACUAGCUAUGAAGAAAGACGGGAUUCAAACCCGGAAAAGAAAACCCAAGAAUCUUGCGAAGACAAAAACACCCAUCAAAUCCGAACCAUCAGAUGUUAAACCGGCCAGCUCACCUUCUGCUCAGUCUAUGCAUGGCAACCAGAACACCCACUCACCAACGCCACCUAACGGAAUGAAUGGAUCGAUGUCAAAUCUCCUUGUACCAAACGGUACUCUGACGUCACUCAGUCCAAGUCAGUCAGAGUCGAACACAUCGCUCAGCAGCCCUGUCUCGCUGACGUCACCGGGUCAUUACGGUACGGUAGCGCCUUCACCCCCUAAAGCAGUCCCUGUCUCCCUUGACAACGAAUCAAGUCACCCUCACGGCGGAAGUACCCUCAAUCUACACGGGUCCGAAGCAUCUCUAAAUACUGUGUCUGUCGGUGCCAACUAAAAACUAUGGUGAUCUGUUUUUUGCCUUAAUCCAAUGACGUUUGUAUGAAAGAACGGCAGGCCAGGCCCAAGACUGUUCCACCAAAUAGUUUCCUCGAUGUGUUGCGAUAGACGGUCAACAUUCUUUCAUUCGUGUAGGACAACUGUAUAUGGGCCUGAAUUCAAGCCAUUCUGACACGAACACUAACUAUGGAAUACAGUAUUACCGCUGUUACAGCUGAUAAUACCAGAACGUUUUCAACGAAGAUUUAUAUCAUGUUAUCAGUAUUGAUGCGUGGUUACCAUGGUAACGGAAUCGGUUGCCACGACUACCACAAAGACAUUACCAGCAAUGAGAAGAAAGCAUUUUGUGUUUCUUGUACUACCUCAAACCGCCGCUAUGAAGCAAGAUGGCGAUGUCUGAUCACUAUAUUGUAAUAUAAGUUUAGAAUAUUGUUGAAUAUAAUGCCAUAUUUUGUAGCUAGUGCUUUUGUUUGUUAUUGGAUCUAGUCUAGUCAACCCUCUAGUCCCAAAUAGAAUCGUGUUGCUGGUCUCAACGGCCAAAUAUGUACAUCUGUGAUUUGUAUAGAUUGUUCCGAGCCACAUCCAAUAAGUCAUUUGUGCCAAUCAAAGUUAUUUUGUCACUGACUUUUAUCUUUUAAUCGUUAGUUGAUUUAUUAGUGCUCUUCUUUUGAUAUUUGUUUGUUUGCAAUCAUUUGAAAAUAUGUGCCAAUCAUCCUGUGUAAUUAUGCCCCGACCAGUGCCUUACUACACCACGUGUUAUUUGCCAUGUAAAUCUUGGUUGUGACGAAGCAGAGUGUCAACCAAAUAUUCAGAUAUGUUCAACCAAUGUUCUCAGAUGUCAACCACUUGUGCCUGUUCCAUAUUAUUCAAGACGGGCUUCCAUACCACAAAACACGCUUUUAUACGUUCGCCAUCACAGUUUUGUUUUCAAAAGGGUAAAAAUAUCAUUCAAUGCAUAUUAGUCAUGACCUGCCAUGUAUAUCGUAAAUAUGGGCGUAGGUUGACCCAUCGCAUAACGGUACAAAGAUGGCGACGGUAAACUGGUUCCCGGCCGUUGUUGCGAAUACUCUUAAACUGCAACCGGGCUUCGGACGUGUGUUGGAGCAUCAGACAGUGGGAACUGGUAUAAGCGAGACAGUAUUACUGCCAUAUCCCUCCAUCUCGUGGCCGUUGUUACAGCAGACAAACGAUCAUGUAUAUUUUGCGAUCGUCAUCAUAUAUUUAUUGAGUUCACGAGUAACACAUCUGCUAUAUAUGUACAUUUCACCCAUAAAAUAAACCGUUGUGGUUUCCUAAA
Molecule: messenger RNA, 3373 nt
Organism: Haliotis rubra (blacklip abalone)
Lineage: Eukaryota; Metazoa; Mollusca; Gastropoda; Lepetellida; Haliotidae
Product: transcription factor GATA-4-like
Biological process (GO): positive regulation of transcription by RNA polymerase II; cell fate commitment; negative regulation of transcription by RNA polymerase II
Molecular function (GO): DNA-binding transcription factor activity, RNA polymerase II-specific; RNA polymerase II cis-regulatory region sequence-specific DNA binding; zinc ion binding
Source: RefSeq, a predicted model, not a curated record